AUGCCAACCAGCUUCCCCUGCCCUUCUCUAACCAACCCCUCCCUCCGCUUCUCCUACACCAUCGCCCGCGGCGAACAAGGCGUCCUGACCUUCGAGCCCUACAAAUCCAUCCUCCUCCCCCACUGGCGCUUCCGCACCGUCCCCAUCGCCCAGACCUCCUCGGAAACGCUCAAAUCCGCCUUCGACCGCUAUGUCGAACGGGGAGAUUUCGUGGGGGCGGAUAUGGCUCGCAAGUUCAUCCAGAUGGGGAUGACGCGGGCGAAACGAUAUGCGAAUCACAAGGGUGGGAGGAAAUAUGAUCGGACUGCGAGGGAGGUGGACGCGGAAGGGGGGAAGAGGGUGGAAUUGCCGAAGAGUCAGGGACAUGAUGGGAGGGAGGAGAAGUUGGCGGCUAGUGAGGUGUUCAAGGAGGUGUGGAAGAGGUGCACGAGCGAUGAAGGGUAUGGGGCUCUGCGAGAGCGAUGGCAGGCUGAGAAGAAGGCUUGGGAGAAGAGCGGGAAGAAGGUCAAGGAGGAGGAGGGGGAGGAGGACGUGAAGUCUCGGAUCAAAGAGGAAAGCGACGAUACCGGAUGA
This is a messenger RNA of Lecanosticta acicola, 573 nucleotides long. NCBI's taxonomy places the organism in Eukaryota, Fungi, Ascomycota, Dothideomycetes, Mycosphaerellales, Mycosphaerellaceae. The record is from the annotation of a GenBank genome assembly.